Molecule: messenger RNA, 645 nt
Organism: Dentiscutata heterogama
Lineage: Eukaryota; Fungi; Glomeromycota; Glomeromycetes; Diversisporales; Gigasporaceae
Source: the annotation of a GenBank genome assembly
AUGGCUGAACUUCAGUCUUUACAGGCCCUUAUCAAACGCCUGGAAACUGCUACUACUCGUCUUGAAGAACUAGCUACUUCUGGUACUUCGGCUGUUGCCGUUGCGAGCAGCCUUGGUCGUGACUCAAGCGGGAAUCAGCCCACCGAACCCUCUAAUAUACUUUCCGGUAAUGGCACGGCUACCGAGACAAAAUCCGUCUCUCUUGACGCUUAUGACGAACUUAUUGAGGGACCUUUAAAUAAUUUUAUUGAACUCUCUAAAAGCAUUGGUGGCGUUGUGCAAGAUCAGAGUCAUUCAGUUGAAGGCAUUUUUAAAGCCCAACGCGACUUCAUAUUCAUUUCUACGCAGAGUACAAAACCAAAAACUCCUGAAACAUUAGUUGAGCUAUUUAGACCAACUCAACAAGCCCUUGAAAAAGUUUGCGCAUAUACAGAAAAUAAUCGUAUUUCACCUUUCUAUAAUCACUUAAUAACUGUGAGUGAGGGUAUUGGCGUGCUUAGAUGGGUCACAUUUGAAGAAACAGCUGAAAUGGAAGAAAAACUGUUGUCUCAAGUUAAAGGGUUAAUAGAAAGUUCUCAAUACUAUGCUCAUCGUGUAAUAAAGGAGUUCAAAGACAAGGAUCGUUCUCAUGCUGACUGGGCAUGA